Molecule: messenger RNA, 1280 nt
Organism: Bursaphelenchus xylophilus (pine wood nematode)
Lineage: Eukaryota; Metazoa; Nematoda; Chromadorea; Rhabditida; Aphelenchoididae
Source: the annotation of a GenBank genome assembly
AUGACCGGGUUCCGAGUUCUCUUUUGUCAUGGUGUUGGAGCGGUGAGAAAUAACCCGCUGGCUGUAAAUGUGGGGAAUUGGGCCAAACGGAAUGGAUUUGUGUUCGAAAAGUAGGUUGAGGAAAUCGUUUUGUAUUUUUUUAUUUUUGAAAUUUUAUAGAAAAAUGUAACGUUAUAUACGAAUUAUUUAUAACAUAAAAUCUUUUAUUGGAUACUGUUUUUGACACUCCAAAAAAAUUUUUUCAUUUGAAAAUCGCAUUUUUUUUUGAUUUUUUGGACUGCACUGUGCAAUGAUAAUUUAUAUUGAUCUUAUGUAAAAAUUGAAGCUCAAUUAUCAAUUUUAUUGCCCUUAGACAUUUUUUUGAUUGACAUAGUAAUCUUUGACUCAGCUACGGUAAACUUUCCACCGAUUUUUUCUUCGAAAAAUUAAGAUUUUCUAAUUUUUGCACUGUGCAUUCAUCAUUUUAGUAAAAACUUCAGACUCUUGAAAAUUUCAAAAAAACAAUUGCUUAUAACUUUGUAUACAUGUCAUAAAAACGUUUUUUUAGCAUCUACUAUGCCAACUACGGGAAUCCUGCCCAUCCCUGGCAUAUAAAUGAUUGGCGUCGUGACAUCCGCCAACGCCUUCAUCCCAGCUCCCCAGCAUUGCUGGUAACCAACUCUGCGGGCACUCAAGCAGCCCUCAGGGCCUCAUUUGAUGUCCCGGAAAGUUCAAUUGUUGGAUUGGCGGCUUUUGCUCCCGCCGUUUUAGUUACUUUGGACUACAUGGAUAAGGUUAGACCUGGGACAAUUCAGCGGUUGCGCGACGGAAAAGAAGCGUUUCAUCCCGCCGCUGACAAGGAGCUGAAAAUCAGAGUCAGUCUCGGGAAUUUGGAAGACUUUGUUGAGGUAAAUAUAUUGUAAAAUACGAGUAUCUGUUAUAAAUUCUCAAUUUUUUAUCUUAAAAAAUUUAUUUUAGAACUGUGUGUGCCGAAAGCACGUCACAAUCCCGGUCCAACAGCCAGUCCGGAUUGUUCAUGGUGUCCGUGAUCCCUUGGUGUCGUACAAGGGUAGUAUUGAGUUGCUAAAAAAGUUGGAAUCCGAGGAGAAAAGUCUGGAACUCAUAAAUUGCGGGCAUUUUAUAAAUGUAAGUAAUUUUGGAACCUAAAACAUUCAAAAUGCUUGUUCUAGGACUCAGAGAUUGUCCAUAAGACCCUCGACAACUUGAUGGAAGCAGUUGAGCGAAAAAAAUCAACCGAUGAAACCGUUGAGGAACCCAAAAAACAAGUUAUGGCUGUCUAA